Molecule: messenger RNA, 1242 nt
Organism: Microthlaspi erraticum
Lineage: Eukaryota; Viridiplantae; Streptophyta; Magnoliopsida; Brassicales; Brassicaceae
Source: the annotation of a GenBank genome assembly
AUGGCGAUUCAGGUGAAAUGGGAGACGAUGAGGGCAUGCCUGAGCUGCACACUCUGCGGCAAUAUCCUCCGUGACGCAACCACUAUCUCCGAGUGCCUUCACACUUUUUGUAGGAAAUGCAUCUACGACAAAAUCACAGAGGAUGAGAUUGAGUCUUGUCCUGUAUGCAACAUCGAGCUUCGUGGUGGUGCCCCAUUGGAGAAGCUGAGGUCUGACUACAGAUUGCAAGACUUGAGAGCCAAAAUCUUUCCUCUAAAACGAAGAAAAGUGAACGCUCCUGAGAUUGUGUCUUUACCGGGAAGGAGGAAGGAGAGAUCUCUAUCGGCUUUGGGUGUAAGCACACCUAAAGUGUCAGAAAAAUCUGGAACAACGAGAAGAAGAACUAAAAGCGUCACAAGAAAGGAUGAUUGUUUGGCUGAGAGAAGUAUGAAGAAAGCGGAAUCUUCAUUUCACGAGGAGCUUACUGGUGGUGAUACAGAGGAUAUUGGGGAAAGCUCCAUCAAGUUGGCUCAGGAGAACAAGGAGUUGAGGCACAACAUCUCUGUUGUUUCUGACGCGCUGUUGGCGUCAAAUGAGAGCCUGAAACGCCUGAGUGCGGAAAAGAAGUCUGCUGAUGUUCGCCUUCGAGAGAUGGAGGAGUUGAAAUCUUUGUUGGCUGCUAAAGACAAGGAGCUAGAAGCAGGGACAUUACUGAAUCGCGCCAAGGAGGACGAGGUUCUCGGCCUUGGUGCCAGAGUAGAGAGCCUGCAGCGGGAGCGAGACGAAGCAGUGGAGAAGGCUAACAGGCUGGACAAGGAGCUAGAGGAAUACAAGUCAAAGGACCGGUUCAAGGAUGUGUCUUCAGCUUCAGAGGAACUAAAACACAUGUGCUAUGAGUUUGCAGAGCUCGAGAAGGAUAUGGAGCUCGCCGUCAUUGCCGCGUGUAUCACAACUCGGUACCAAGUGUGUCGCGAGUGGGAGAGCCAAGGUACUCUUAGGUGGGAGCUGGAGUUUUCGGCGGAAGACUACCACAAGUUCCGUGAGUUCGUUGACAAGAACGGGACGAGUUACAAAUACCCUCUUUUGGAAGUGUAUGAGGACAAGUGGAAAAAGUUUGUUGCUCGUCGUCGGCCAAUGGAAUCUCAUUCGACCCUUGACCGUGAGAACAUGUCUUCUCCGACGAGUAACUCCAACUUUCACCUGGAUGCGCCUGGCUCUGGGACUAGUGAUCAUGUCGGGAGUUCUGCGCCGGCUGACUGCUGA